UAUUCAUCGUGCUCAAAUCGCCAGCCGCGCCAGUGCCGCUGCUUCUUCAUUGUGUGAUCUUUAUGCAUGUCGCUGUUAACAAUGCCAGUUCCAAUGACGAGUCAUCGCCCGCCACCGAGGCCCAUACUCAAGGCGCGGCGUUGCAUUCGGCGAGCCCCAGCGCCCUCGCACGUUCGCCCGCCGCACGAGCGCACCUUCACGACGUCGUUCCUGCCUUCCCCACCUACACGCGUACGUCCUUUGCGCACCUCGGACGGUUGCCGAUAGUGAUCGUCCCCAAUACCGCUCGAUGCAAUGCAUGUCAGCCGAAAGACUCAAGAUAAAUAGGUGGAACUUGACGUGCGUACACAAA
Molecule: messenger RNA, 352 nt
Organism: Schizophyllum commune H4-8
Lineage: Eukaryota; Fungi; Basidiomycota; Agaricomycetes; Agaricales; Schizophyllaceae
Exons: 1
Coding region: 67-267 (66 amino acids)
Source: RefSeq, a predicted model, not a curated record